This is a messenger RNA of Amphimedon queenslandica, 729 nucleotides long. RefSeq names its product deoxycytidylate deaminase-like. Gene Ontology annotation, biological process: pyrimidine nucleotide metabolic process. Bases 52 to 582 code for a protein of 176 amino acids. Lineage: Eukaryota; Metazoa; Porifera; Demospongiae; Haplosclerida; Niphatidae. Gene Ontology annotation, cellular component: cytoplasm. The transcript has 4 exons. Gene Ontology annotation, molecular function: zinc ion binding; dCMP deaminase activity. The record is from RefSeq and is a predicted model, not a curated record.
CGUGGGCAUCAAUCAAGCCACACCUAUUGUUGCCAAGCAACGGAUCUUUAAAUGGCGGAAAAAUCGAGGGAAAAACCUAUUGAAAUGGAUGAUGAUAAUUUCUUUAUGUCACUUGCUUUUUUGACCUCAGACAGAAGUAAAGACCCCGUGACUCAAGUUGGUGCUUGUGUAGUUAAAGAUGGUAUAUUGAUAUCGACUGGUUAUAAUGGGAUGCCGUGGGGCUGCAGUGAUGACAUAUUACCAUGGGACGGGACAGCAAAGAAUGAAGAAGAGAACAAAAGACCAUACGUUUGCCAUGCAGAAUUCAAUGCAUUUGUUAACAGAGGAGACAAAGAUCUAUCAGGCUGUACGCUAUAUACUGGGCUCUUCCCUUGCAAGGAUUGUGCUAAGCUGAUAGUACAGACUGGGAUAACUACAGUCGUGUACAUGAGCGACAAACACAAAGAGAAAAAAAAGUAUAUUAUUGCUAGGGAUAUACUGGAAAAAGCAAAUGUUGAAGUGAGAGAAUUUGUACCCACUUAUUCGAAGCUGACUCUAAAAUCAAGUGCCACUCAAAAUCCUUUCACUGCGUCGCAAAAAUAGUUACACUGGUAUUUUUAUAGAUAGUGUGAAUUAUAUUAUGAUAACCAUCAUUAUUUUUAAAUUCAUAGUUUAUAAUUAUUAUAUUUAUUAUUAUAAUUAUUUUGACUCUGCUUGUAUUCAAAAAGACGAAAAAUUUAAUAUCAAAAA